Ruditapes philippinarum (Manila clam) is the source of this 1585-nucleotide messenger RNA. RefSeq lists its product as uncharacterized. The transcript is spliced from 3 exons. NCBI's taxonomy places the organism in Eukaryota, Metazoa, Mollusca, Bivalvia, Venerida, Veneridae. The coding region runs from base 272 to 1114 and encodes 280 amino acids. Gene Ontology annotation, molecular function: S-adenosylmethionine-dependent methyltransferase activity. The record is from RefSeq and is a predicted model, not a curated record.
UACAACCGCCUCCGUGGUCGAGGGGUUAGAGUCGAUGACUUCUAAUCCAGUUACCUCUCUGGCAUGGGUUCGAUCCCCGGGAGAUGCUUUGGUAGUUUAGCGCGGAGGAAGGUAGUCUAGUACUGGUGUAACUCUCCAGGAACGAUGGUUAGGAAACUACCCGCCUAUAUGACUGAAAUACUGUUGAAAAAGGCGUUAAAUGAAACAAACAAACAAACAAAUGACAAUACAGACCAUAUCAAAAGUGUUUUUUUUUUAAAUUCUUUUCAGGAUGAGCGUUUUCGAAGACUACAACACGACAUGUGCCAGUUAUGACAACCAAAGGCAACCAUUAGGUGCUGACAUAGUUGUAGAAAUGCUACGGUUGAAUAUCAAGAAACAAUUAAAGGACGUCCAUAUUCUUGAUGCUGGUUGUGGAACGGGUAAUUACUCCAAAGCUCUCAUCGAAUAUGGUGUUGGAAAAGUAACAUUGAUGGAUGCGUCCAGUGGAAUGCUAGAACAAACUAAGAAGAAACUAGUUAAUGCCAUAGAAAAUAACAUAGUAACCGACGUGGUACAGAAUAAACUUCCAAAAAUACCGUUUGGAAAUGGAACAUUUGAUGCCGUUCUUUUUAGUCUUGUGUUGCAUCAUUUGAAUCCGAGAUCUGAUGGGUUGAACGAUGAGGAAAGGCCAUUCAAGGAAUUGGAGCAAACUAUUGCUGAAGCCAGACGUGUUCUUCGGAACGACGGCGUUCUUAUCAUUAUUGCGCAGUCCGAAGAUGAUAUUAGAAACAACUGGUAUUGUCAAAUCAACAAUGACAUCACAAAGAAAUUUGUCACAAAAUUUGCUUCCUGCAAGCAGUACCAAGAUAUAUUUGAUCGCACCGGAUUUCAGUGCAUCCAGAAGCUGAGACUUCUUGGUACUAUUCUAGACGACCAUCUUAAUCUAGAUGGUCCUUUCCAAAAGGCUUGGCGAGAAUGCGACUCUUACUGGGCAUGCGCUACUGAUGAAGAAUUGAAUGAUGUAAUGCAAACCUUGAAGUCAUUAAAAAAUAAGGGUGAACUUGAUGACUGGGUCAUCGAGCAUGAUAAGGUCAAUAGCCAUGGCAUUCUGACUAUGUUUCUUUGUAAAUGAUUUGUGCCAUUAUUUUUUGAUACAAAUUCUAAUUACUACUCUUUCAAAAAUUUAUAUACACGUACAAGUUCCUUUGUGUUUGAUUAGAAAUUAUAAUAUUUUUGUAUGUUAUGGAACAAAAUAUGCAUAUUGUUUCAUUAUAUUACUAUUAAAAUUCAACUCUUCUAUCGUUUUCCCACUUACCACACAUUUAUGACAUGUUUGUUAACAUCAACUCUUUAAUAAUUAAAGAUCCUGUAACUCAAUUGUUUAUGGUUUUAUAUCAUAAAUAUGAUACUCAAAUGAAGAUGUAUCAAUAUUGUAAGUUCCAAAAAGCAUUAUAUGUAAAAAUGUUACCGUAUUUAAAUUUCAUGUAAAUAAUGGGAGGUAAUUCGAAAUGUUAUUUGAUAAAGUCUAAGCCAAAUGUUUCACUAAGCAUAUAUUUUAAAGCUUAUUUUUAAUGCAAGUAAGCAUUUGCUGUAAAUAUUAUAC